UACUACGAGUAGCUGCUGCUCUUCUAUGCGUAAAAAUAUUCUGCGGGACAUUAAACCCCCUUCGUGACGAGUUGACAGUUUUACUCGUCCGCUUUCAGACACGCAGAGUGAUACGCACUACGCCUUUUUUUUGACACGCAAAGUGACACGCAGAGUGACACGCACACUGAUACGCACUCGCCAAACACAGCCUGUAUCUCGUUUUUGACGAGUCUGCACUGUCAAGCCGCUCUGUAAAUUGACACGCAGUGAGUGCGUGUCAGUGCGUGUCACUUUUACAGACCGGGAAGAGGUUUUGCAAAGUUUUGGAAAUAUCUUUCCCCGACGGUAUUGUGUGACACGCACUCACUGCGUGUCAAGUGCGUGUCACUCUUCACGCCUGUAUUCUCGCCACCAGCGAUUCGGUAGUGCGUGUCGGUGCGUGUCACCAGAUUUAGGUGCAAAAAGUGACACGCACUGACACGCACUAGAUGCGUGUCACUACCAUACCGUGCAGGAGAGAGACAACGCCUGUUGGGUUUUGGUCUUCCCCGAUGGUAUACGGUGACACGCACUGAGUGCGUGUCACUUUUUGCACUAUAUUCUGGUGACACGCAGUGACACGCAAUGCGGUACAUAAGUGACACGCAGUGUGACACGCAGUGUGACACGCACUGCGUGUCACUUGCGUAUCACUUUGCGUGUCAACUGCGUGUCACUUUUUGGACUCAAUUGCGUGUCAACUGCGUGUCACUUUUUGGACGUUUUGCUUGUCUGAGCGUGUUCAUUUUUUUGCGCGUUUUCUUCCCGAAUUCGACUGCCUUUUUUUGCGCCACAGACAUUCUGCUUUUUUGAACAACAGAAAAUACGGCUUUUUUCUGUACUUUUGCAGCUCCAAGUUGAAGAAAAAGGCCGCGCUGUGUGUUUUGCUGCAGAAAGUACUCAAGACCGGCGCCCCCGCCCUGCUGGCGGGGGCUGGCCGGCAUGGGAGAGAGCACGAAGCGCCCGGAAAAGGGAAAAGAGGCCUUUUCCUGAAACUUGGCGGCCCGAAGUUGCAGAAAAAGGCCUCCAAAUGAUUGCCGCGAGCAAGUGCGCGCGCUUGGUCUGACUUGGCUUCUUUGGCUCGGGCGAUGCUUCCUCGCUAUUGUUGGGCGCGCAGCUGGGGGCGCGGUUGGGUGCAAGCCGGCUUCUUUGUUGCGAUAGCUGCGAAGAAACGAAAAGAGGAGCUUUUUCUGCAACUUGGCGGCCCCAACUUGUUGAAAAAGCCUGUCAGGCGAGACUUGUUGAACAAGACCGCUGCGCCUUUUGCUGCCGUCUGGCCCGAGGGGCCCGGUGACCUUCCGCCCUAGGCCCUCGCAUUUGUGCCUGGCCGCUAAUUGAGUCCUUUUCUGGCAGCUUGCAGCUGGGAACUUGUCCAAUUUGCGCGUCUUCUUUUUGUGUUUCUUGAUGUGGGCUCUGGAGGCAAAAGAAACACUUCGAAAGCGCCACUCCCUAUCGCAGCCUGGCACCCCAUGGCCAUGGUAGUGGACAUUUUGAGCGCGUUUCAGAAGCCACACAUUUGCUAGGCCGAUUUCCCUCCGACCUUCGUGACGAGUUGACAGUUUUACUCGUCCGCACAAAAUUUACUUACAUCGGCGAACAUCUCUACGGGCAAAAAGAAUAGCCGUGACCGUACGUGGACCUCCACUAGGAAGCAGAUCGAUUGGCGAAACGCAAAGAAAAAGCGAUAGCCAGUAAAAACGCCUGCCGGAGGUGCCGGCCCCAACGAUUCCCAGUUUGCAGAAGCAAACUCUGUGUAUUUCCCAUCGCGGACGAGGACGAAAGAGGUCGUAGAGGUUCUCUAGACGAGGACUCGCGUCACGGCGCAAAAAUCAAACAGACCAUCAUGUCGAC
Messenger RNA from Amoebophrya sp. A120, 1872 nucleotides. Lineage: Eukaryota; Dinophyceae; Syndiniales; Amoebophryaceae. The record is from the annotation of a GenBank genome assembly.